GCGAAGGCGGUGUUUCGUGCAGAGUCCUGGAGAUGUAUAAAGCGCUCAGGGAGCGUCUGUGUAUGCUGUUGGAAACGGGUUUGGAAGAGGGUGAGGUUUAGGGGGGGCCGGGGAGAAUUAAGAAGAAACAAGUUGCAGACUUGGUCUCUAUUGCCAGACAAAGCAACCUGCUCUCUUCCUCAAAUUAAGUUCUCAAGAUGAUGCAGUCCACUAGUGAAUACGUGAACCCAAAGCAUUCCCUCCUUGAUGUCAUGAACAAGUUUAUUGCUGCCACCAACAACAUGGAUGAAACCGUCAUGGUCCCCACUCUCCUGCGAGAUGUACCUGUAGAAGCAGAUGGGGAGGAAUGUGACUCAGAACUCAACAACAAUGUGGGCAGUGCAGGAACGAGUAAACACCGGGACAUGUAUGAACGCUACCUCUUACUGAAGUCCAUCAGGAACGACAUUGAGUGGGGCUUGCUCAAGAGAGAGAUGAAUGGAGGAAUAAGCUUAAGGGAGCUGGAGUCCCGAGAAGGAGAAGAAGGCAAAGAUCUUGAAAGUCAGCUUCAUUACCACCUUCGCGGGCUCUUUGGAGUCCUUUCCAAAUUGACUAUUCAGGCUAACCACCUUACCACUCGCUACAAGCAGGAGAUUGGUGGUGGAAGUUUUACAAUUUGAGUUGAAAAAGACUAUAUAUGUAAGGUAUACAAGGUAUAUAUUUUUUUUUUCUUUGUUUGUGCACUGGACGGAUCUUUUCAGUGGACUGGAAGCACCUGUACAAUCUUGUGUGUAUGUGGGGUUUUUUUUUUUUUUAAUUGGAGUUGAGGUACUUUUGCCAAGGUUUCAGUGGUAUUUUGGAAGUAUACUUGCCUCUUGCAGGAAAAAGAUGGCUUUGAACACGUACAAACACUGAAGCACAGUAUUCACAUCUGAAGAGUAAUCUUUUUUUUUUUUUUUUUUUUUUUUUUUUGGGAGAAUGAUAAUUGCAUAUACUUGAAUGAAUACAUAGUCCGAAGUAAAUGCCACAAUGUUCUCAUCACUACUCCCACUUACUCCCCAUCUGUUAGGAGUGGUAUGGAAAUAUCAGCCUUUGGUUAUCAUCAUUGGUUGGGAAUGGCUAUGGGUAAUACAUCUUUCUCCCUGUCCCUAGUUAUUUUAAGGCCUCAAUGAAUAAUUAUUUAUGAGCUUGUGCUUUUUUAAAAAUUAAAAAAACUCCAUCUGUUUCUACAUUAAAGUAGUUUUUUAAAAAAAAAAAUGAGGAUAAGGCAGUUAUAACCUAAACUUUUUCAACCUCAGUAGUACCCUUGAAAAAAUAUUAAAGCAAAUGAGUGGUUACACAUGUUCUGAGAAAAAUAAAGAUGUAUUGUCCUGAAAAUGCUUUACCCACUGACAGAAACUUGUUUUGCCAGUGACUUUAACCAUAGUCUCUCUUUGCAUAAUUGACAUCUAUCUCCUCCAUAACAGUAAGAAGCCUUAAAACUUUGAAUAUCUGAAUGUGCACUGAUUAAUGUGACAUGAGUUUAACAUUGGCCUUUU
Molecule: messenger RNA, 1517 nt
Organism: Erpetoichthys calabaricus (reedfish)
Lineage: Eukaryota; Metazoa; Chordata; Cladistia; Polypteriformes; Polypteridae
Gene: mid1ip1l
Product: MID1 interacting protein 1, like
Exons: 2
Coding region: 198-659 (153 amino acids)
Biological process (GO): regulation of lipid biosynthetic process
Cellular component (GO): cytosol
Source: RefSeq, a predicted model, not a curated record